AUGCAUAUGAUACUGACCUGUCCCGACCGUAGGACUGAGUCGUUUCUCCUUGCUCCCAAGGAGAGGAAAGUCGAGGAAAAGACAGAUACUCGUACUCCCUCCACUUCUAUCUUUACUUUCAACAAAGAGGACCAUACUAUUGGAAACUUGCUUCGCGCGCGUCUGUUGCAGAGUCGCCAUGUUCUGUUUGCUGCCUAUAAGGUGCCUCACCCUCUCGAACACAAGCUCGAACUGCGUGUCCAGACUGAUGGACAGAUUACCCCCAAGGAGGCUCUCCUGGCCGCUUGCCACGACACAGUAAAGGAUCUGGGCACACUCUCUCGUGAAUUCACUAAGGAAUUUGAGCUGCGGAAGAUGGUGGGGGCUACCCAGCAGCAGAAUGGUGUCCAGGAGGGAGCAUAG
Molecule: messenger RNA, 402 nt
Organism: Rasamsonia emersonii CBS 393.64
Lineage: Eukaryota; Fungi; Ascomycota; Eurotiomycetes; Eurotiales; Trichocomaceae
Product: DNA-directed RNA polymerase
Exons: 3
Coding region: 1-402 (133 amino acids)
Biological process (GO): transcription by RNA polymerase II
Cellular component (GO): RNA polymerase II, core complex
Molecular function (GO): protein dimerization activity; DNA binding
Source: RefSeq, a predicted model, not a curated record